AUGUCGCAGUCAAAAGCAUUGGAUCCUUGCUUCUUUUUUCAUGAGAAUCAUACCUGUUUUGCUGCCAUCAACUUUUGUCACGAAAAUGGAUUGGAAGGAUUCAUUUUUGUGGAAAACGAUUCAUUGGAGAUUCGGCCUUUGCAGAACGAGUAUGCGCCUUUGUUCUUAAUCGAUGACUUUUGCGAUAAAGAAGAUAUUAAUCUUUCAUUUGGGAAACCUCAUCUCAUUAAAACAUUGGUACAAUAUUUUGAUGAUUCAAAUCUGUAUCUUUCGAACAAUUUAAAUCGCAAACAACGUAACGUACGAAAUACGGAACAAAAGUUAACCAUAGAACUUGCCGUUUUUUUCGACGAAGCAGCAUAUCGCACAUUUAUGCCUCUUCUAGACAACGAUGUGGAAAAAAUACGCUAUAUGAUAUUAGCGCAUGUGAAUCGUAUUCAAGCUGCGUUUCAUCAUCCCAGUUUGGGUGUCACUAUUGAUAUUUCACUGGUAUAUUUGGAAAUUAUGCAAAAACAGCCGUCACAAUUGCCAGUUGUCGACGGAGACGCAAAGAACAUGCUGGCUUCCUUUUGCAAUUACUCGAAUACUCACAAUCCUUCGGACCAACGGGAUCCACAUCACUGGGACAUUGGUCUUUACUUAACAGGAAUAAAUAUUUAUUUACCACAGAACAUGACAGAUGUUAGCAAAUAUGCAAAAAGUAAUGAAAGAAUUAUCAAGGAUUAUCUCCCUUUGGGGGUGGCUUAUCCGUAUGCCGUAUGCGAAGACGAUUUUUCAUGCGCGAUUGCAGAAUUUCGUGAUGCAUCUGAAAUCAUUUCUUCGGGUUUAAGAUCAUCUCUUGCAGAUGUUCAUGAAAUUGGCCAUAUUUUAGGAUUGAGACACGAUGAUUCCAUCGUUUUAAAAUCGAGAGAUAGAAACAAAUAUAUAAUGUCACCUACCAUAUCUAAGUCUCGAAGUCAGGUGGCAUGGUCCGAGUACAGUCAUGAAACAGUCAUGAGACAAUUUCUACAAAAAUUGCAGAAAUCAUAUUCGUGUCUUCAAGAUCAUGUCAGCUUCGAAAAUGACGCAUACAUAUUCAAUAAUUUGCGUUAUCACAAUUUACCCGGAAGAGAAUGGACGGCUAAAGCACAAUGCGAACUAUUUUUGCGCGACAAAAAUGCAAACGUUGUCACGUUAUAUGAUAUAUGUCAAACCUUACAAUGUGAAACCCGUCACAAGAAUACGUAUUAUUUCACGGGACCCGCGCUGGCUGGAACUCAUUGUGCACUCGGCAUGGAAUGUCACGGCGGAGAAUGCGUUUCCGUUAUCGAGCCGCCAUACAUUUUUAAGUAUUGUGAAGACGAUAACUGGAGUGAAUGGAAAGAAGACUCUUGUAAAAAUUCCUAUUGCUUGGAAGGAUCCAAAGGCGUACGAGACAAACGACGUUUUUGCAAACAUCAGAAUGACAAAACAGCGAAUUGCAUUGGACCAUAUUACGAUGUAGUUUUGUGCGAUGAUUCUUCACUCUGCAGCCAAAAACGCAAGACAAUCGCCGAGUUCACUACUAUGAAAUGCACCGAAUUCAGCCAUGUCAUGUCUGAACUGGAAUUGAAGCCAGGAUGGCAGGCUCCUCAUGAAGUGAAUAAACCGUGGAUAGCUUGCACUAUACACUGUGUACGAAAGGACGUUCCUACUUUUUACGCGCCACGUUGGGAAAUGCUCAACUUUGGUAACAACCCGUAUUUUCCGGAUGGAACGUUGUGUCACAAAACACGCGGCCAAAAUUAUUAUUGCCGGCAGCAUCACUGUCUGCCGCAAAACUACUCAUUGGAAGAAAAUUGGGGGAGACAUUAUCUACAUGUGUGA
Molecule: messenger RNA, 1845 nt
Organism: Linepithema humile (Argentine ant)
Lineage: Eukaryota; Metazoa; Arthropoda; Insecta; Hymenoptera; Formicidae
Product: A disintegrin and metalloproteinase with thrombospondin motifs adt-2-like
Biological process (GO): proteolysis
Molecular function (GO): metalloendopeptidase activity
Source: RefSeq, a predicted model, not a curated record